Molecule: messenger RNA, 477 nt
Organism: Suillus subaureus
Lineage: Eukaryota; Fungi; Basidiomycota; Agaricomycetes; Boletales; Suillaceae
Exons: 4
Coding region: 1-477 (158 amino acids)
Source: RefSeq, a predicted model, not a curated record
AUGCUGUCCCCCACACCAGCUGCCCUGCAGUCAGUGUUAAAUUCAUGCACCUCAGUUGUCUUCAGUGUAGCAGACCUAUCAAAGGUCAAGUCUGCAGCACUAUUCCAAAUGAAGUGCACUAUCUUCAUCAACACUUUCUUCCUUGAUGCAGCCACCAUCAGGAAGAUGGCACAUCAGUGCAUGGAUGCUGAAGUAUCACAUGACAAAAAACCCAAGAAGGAGCUCUUCCUUCAUGACAGGAAGUACAUAAAUUAUAUUGGGCAAGACCAAGACAUUCAGCAUCUGUUAAACUUUAUUGGUGUAUUGUUCAAAUGGGCGCUCAGUGAACUGUCAACUGGCAAGUUUAAGGACCAGGAUUUUAAAAUGAACAAGAAGACACAUGAAUAUCCCAAAGAGCUCAAAAAGCUAUUUGAUGCGAUGCCAAUAGAGCAUCAUAAUGCUCUAGUGAGAAGUAUCUUUACCCAAGAGGGGCAGUAA